Messenger RNA from Sander lucioperca (pikeperch), 965 nucleotides. It is a transcript of the gene mrps24, whose product is annotated as mitochondrial ribosomal protein S24. The coding region runs from base 242 to 760 and encodes 172 amino acids. The record is from RefSeq and is a predicted model, not a curated record. NCBI's taxonomy places the organism in Eukaryota, Metazoa, Chordata, Actinopteri, Perciformes, Percidae. Gene Ontology annotation, biological process: translation. The transcript has 4 exons. Gene Ontology annotation, cellular component: mitochondrion.
UCCGGUUGGUACAUGUCAACAGUCGUCCGGCGGAAACAGAUGCCCGACUGUUGGAUAAACAGUUCCAGUGUACAGGCAUUGCUUACCCGAGACAAACUAAUUUUGACUAAUAUUAACACGAAUUAUAAUCAGUUGAGUGUUUCAGUUUUAAUUACAUGUUAAAACUACAUCGGAAUAGUAACACAUUUGAGAAAAUAGUCUUAGCUGUCUCUGCGCUUCUUACGUUUAAUAUUCAAAAAACAUGGCGGCGGCGUCCUUGAGCAGCACAGGGAGCGUGAGGCUGCUGAGUGCUUUAGCCAGGUCCGGCUCAUUAUGCAGCUCCUCUGGAAGCAGAGCCCUCCACGUCACUGCAGUGUGCUGCAAGAACAAGGCAGCCCGUGUCCGAGUGGGGAAAGGAGACAAACCUUUGACCUAUGAGCAAGCACUUCCACCUCAUCACAUUGGCCAUCGCAAAGGAUGGCUGUCACAGAACACCAGUAACCUGAAAGGAGAGGAGGGUGCUGCUGAACGGACCGUAGAGGACGUGUUCGUGAGGCGUUUCAUGUUCGGGACCUUCCACGGCUGCCUGGCCAAUGAGAUUGUGAUCAAAAGGCGCGGCAACGUGCUCAUAGUGUGCGCUCUAAUGCUCCAGAAACUACCCCCACAGAAGUUUUACUUCUUAAUAGGCUAUUCAGAGUCACUGCUGUCACACUUGUACAAAUGCCCCGUCAAGCUCGAGGUUCAGACCCUGCAGGACAAAGCUGUGUACAAGUACCUCUGAGCUGUGUACAAGUACCUCUGACGGACCUGUGUAGUGCUGAAACUGAAUGGUUCUUCUAGAGACUGUGCCCCACCUGCUGGGUUUAGUUCUGGUAUAAAAUGGUGACUUUGUUCCUGUCUCCAUCAUCUGUUUUCAAUUGUCAAAAGGUGUAUUGCUUUUGUUAAACAAACUCAGAAUUAUAGAAAAUUCAAUCAUGCGUGUGAAA